CACUGCUCUCAUUAGUUACAGAUGCAGUCACCUGCCACUCACAGGAGACUGAUGCCAGAAAACUGAGAGUUUCCACUGCUAUUUCUGUUUACACUCAGGAGACACUUGAAGAAUGGCUCAGAAACUGUGACUGGAUGUAAACUCAGUGGAAUUUUAUCGUACUGCUGGGAACAAUGCAGACAACAGGAGGAAUUCAGCCACAUCAGCAGCUUAGGGGACUGUAGCUUGAUUGUCAAAGGGAUUCUUUUUGCCAAAGUGAAGAAACAUGGCCAGUAUGGCGGUUCAACUCCUCGGCUUCUUCCUGUGCCUGCUGGGAUUUGGAGGCACUGUAGUCGCAACUGUGCUCCCCCAGUGGCGCAGCACAGCCUAUGUGGGCUCCAACAUCAUCACAGCUACGGCCUUUAUGAAAGGCCUGUGGAUGGAGUGUGUAUGGCACAGCACUGGCAUUUAUCAGUGUGAAGUCUACAGGUCUCUGCUGUCACUGCCACAAGACCUGCAGGCUGCCCGAGCACUUAUGGUAAUCUCCUGUAUCACUUCAGUCCUGGCUUCCUUGGUUUCUGUAAUGGGGAUGAAGUGCACCCGCUUUGCCCGUGGCUCACUCAUCAAGUCUCCUCUGGUGCUAAGUGGGGGGGUUUGUUUCAUCUGUGCUGGCCUGCUCUGUCUUGUCACUGUGUCCUGGACCACAAAUGAUGUCAUCAUGGAAUUCUAUAAUCCCUUCCUCUCCAAUGGAAUGAAGUAUGAGAUUGGCCUGGCGGUCUAUCUCGGAUACGCCUCUGCCUGCCUCAGUCUGAGCGGUGGACUGGUGCUGUGCUGGAGCAGUUGUGCCCAUAGAUCACAGGCACCCCACCAUAUGCAAAGAAACCAACCAACAUCAGCCCCCCCUGCCUUCAACAACAUUUAUCCUCCUGCUCCACCCUACAAGCCCCCCGAGGCCCUGAAGGACAAUCAUGCUGCUUCACUUUGCUCCCUUUCCAGCAGUGGCUACAGGCUCAAUAACUAUGUCUAAAGCUGGAGAAACUCUAACAGAAUAGAUUUUAAGCAACAGAGGGCUUGAAAAAAGAUACUGCUGAUAACUGAAGUAGCUCAUAUGGCUGGCCCUCCUGUGGAAAAUACUAUGUUUGUUAAAACUCUGAUGCCAGCUUUUGAAGACAAAUCACAAACAUUUCCAGAUUUCUUCCUAAAACAUGACUGCUAGAAAACGCCUUAAAAGAAAAGAAAAAAAACUCUUAAUCACAGUGUGUUAGUGUGAGGGAGAAAUGAGACUUGUUUGCCUGCUGCUGUGCACCAGGCAGACCAGAAGAUGGCAACAUUUAACUGUGAAUGGUCACCCAAGAGUCCACGUUCUGUGAUGUUCAUAUUACAGUUUUUCUCAGUCACUCUGGUACAUUUCUCGAAUCAUCCUCGACAUUUGCAAAACAGUAAGUGCAUUUCUCAAAACAAUUCGUACAAAUAGCAAAACACCACGGAUUACCUGCAAAAGCCAGUCUCUUGCUCAAAAUCCUUAGUUCAUCUCUCAAAAGUAAAUAUCUGUGUCAAUGAACAUGUCAGUGCCAUCAGAAUGACAAGUCCUUGUGUCACUGUAUACGGAUAAGACAGUCAAAUUGCUUAGUCAUGUUGUCAAUAUAUCAGUGUACUCUGGAGGAAUGUUCUGAUGUAAACUAUGGCUAAAGUUUUGAUUACAAUUAUUGUAAAUUGCAAGUUACACCUUAGUGUAUGAGGGAGACUGAUUGCAAGAGACUGGACAAGAUUCACAUUUAAGCUUUUACUGUUUGUACUGUAAUUUGUUGACGGACGAUGUCAUUGCGAUACAGAAAGGAAAAGACAGCACUGCAUACCACAAAGAAAAAAAGUAGAAAUGUGAACAUAGGACAAUCUUCUUAGGGAAGACUGUACAUGCAGUGCUGUAGGAAUUACAGUGCAGUCUUCUGUUGGGCCACAAAUUCUCAUCCACAUCACAACGAAUAUCUUCUCUUUCGAUGUGGCAUGGAAAGAAUCUUUUAGAAUGUCUUAUCCAGCCUCUGCAGGUAUCUGCUGUGAUGUCAUCACAUGCUGCAUCCAUGGCGGCCAGAAGGGUCAUCUGUGUAUGUGGUUGGCGGUCAUAUACUUUCAAUCUCCAUGCUGAGAAAAUUCCUCAAUCAUCAAAUUCUGCACAGUCAAAUUCCUCGAUUAUUGAUUGAUCAAAUGCUUCACACGUUUCCCUUCAUUAGAGAAAGUCAAGAUUCACCUGGGAGCAAUUACAAAUUCAGGACAGUUUUAGGAAAAAAAGUUUAAUGGAAAUGUAUAGAAAUAUGCUUGACAUAUUAUGACAACAUGUUCAACCAUUUUGCAUGUAAAGACUUAUGAGAUGAACUAAUGCCUAAAUGUUGUGGGGGGUGAGACUAUUCAGCAGAGACCCAUUAUAAUACAUUUUGAUCAACAUGACAUAAGCAAUUGAUAAUGUAGGAAACAGCAGAGAAUCGUACAUAAUCAUUUGCAUGGAUGUACCAAAACUGCUUUUUUGAAGUGUACAAGUGACACAAUGAUGUGAAGAUUAAACAAGUAGUUUUGAGAAUUUCAAUCCUGAUCUGAGAAAUGUACCAAAGCGACUGAGAAACACUGUGAUGGAUAAAUAAUUGUUCUGUCAUGUCCUUUUGUAACCUACCCUGGUGUUGGGAUCAAGUCUCUUUGAGAGUCAAAUCUAAUGCAGUAGUUUUUUUGUUUUGUUUUUUUUUUUCUGUAAAAUUGAUGGCAUAUUGUUCGAGCUUUAA
This is a messenger RNA of Cheilinus undulatus (humphead wrasse), 2747 nucleotides long. Its product is annotated as claudin-14-like. Gene Ontology annotation, cellular component: bicellular tight junction; plasma membrane. The transcript is spliced from 3 exons. NCBI's taxonomy places the organism in Eukaryota, Metazoa, Chordata, Actinopteri, Labriformes, Labridae. Gene Ontology annotation, molecular function: structural molecule activity. The record is from RefSeq and is a predicted model, not a curated record. The coding region runs from base 266 to 1006 and encodes 246 amino acids. Gene Ontology annotation, biological process: cell adhesion; bicellular tight junction assembly.